This is a messenger RNA of Mobula hypostoma (lesser devil ray), 2784 nucleotides long. It is a transcript of the gene zswim7, whose product is annotated as zinc finger, SWIM-type containing 7. Gene Ontology annotation, molecular function: zinc ion binding. Lineage: Eukaryota; Metazoa; Chordata; Chondrichthyes; Myliobatiformes; Myliobatidae. Bases 758 to 1261 code for a protein of 167 amino acids. The record is from RefSeq and is a predicted model, not a curated record. The transcript has 6 exons. Gene Ontology annotation, biological process: double-strand break repair via homologous recombination. Gene Ontology annotation, cellular component: Shu complex.
CCAGCAUCUGCAGAAUUCCUGUUGUUAUAGACUGGAGAACUUGUCUGGUGAGGUGUUACUAAAUAGUGAGUAAUAAUAAAAGUAUGACCAUGUUAAUGGGGCUGUAUUACAGAUCACCCAAUAUUCCACAGGAUUUACAGGAACAAGUUUGUAGAGAGAUCGCACUGUUGCAAGAAACAGAAGUUUGUUGUCGGUGAUUUUAACUUUCUAUAUAUUGACUUGGAUUCUCAUGUUAUAAAAGGAAUAGAUCGGAUAGAGUUUGUCAAAUGUAUUAGGAAAAUUUCUUUAACCAGUUUGUAGAAGUCACAGCCAGAGUUAAUCUACUAGGGAAUGAGAAGUUUGUGUAUGGGAACAAUUUGCAUAUAGUGAUCACAAUGCCAUUAGUUUCAAAGUAAAUAAGGAAAAAGAUGGGUCUGGUCCACAGAUUGAGAUUCUAAAUUGGAGGUAAUAUAAAAGGGGAUUAGGAAAAUCAGGUUCAUGUCAGGUCGCAAGAGAGGAAAUUUGUUGACUGCCAAUGAGAUGCCUUUUUGGGACAGCUUGUCCUUGAGCCUACUUGGGGAAGGGGUAUCUCAGAUUGGGUGUUGUGUAAUAACCCAGAUCUUAUUAGGGAGCUUAGGAGACAGUGAUCAUAAUAUGAUUGAAUUUGUACUGCACUUUGAGAGGGAGAAGCAUAAGUCACGUGUUUCGGUAUCACAGUGGAAUAAAGGGGAUUACAGAGGAGCUUGCCCAGGUGGACUGGAGGAGAAUACUGGCAAGAAUGACAACAGAGCAGAGUUGGCUGAAGUUUCCAGGAAUAGUUCACAAGAGCCACGGCGUGAAGAUGGCCCCUUCAUUGGGCCUCCUUCCUGUGGUGAUGGCAGAGCUACUGAAUAAAGUUCAGGAAGUUUACCAGCAGUCUUUGCAAUUGACAGAUGAACUGCUUUUGAUGCUGAAAUGUGUCUUUGGACCACAGGCUCUGCAGGCAUUAGAACUAGUGGAUCAGCGCUCAGUAACACUUGUUGACGCUCCCAGUGGAAGGACACUGUACCAGGUUGUAGGAAGCUCUGGUCGGGUGUAUCACUGCCUCAGUUCCUGCCUCUACUGCUCAUGUGUGGCUUUCACCUACUCUGUCUUACGAAGAAAUGACCACCUAUUGUGCAAGCAUCUCCUUGCUGUUUAUCUGUGCCAAGCCAUGGGAACGUUCCGCCAGCUGAGAGUCUCCAACCAGCAGCUCACUACUCUGUUGCACGCCAAUGAGAAGGAGUUUGAGCCUACAGACUAACAUGGAAGAGGACAAAGUGUACAAGGCCACAAUCUGACCCUGAAUCCAGCUCACCAGUCUGUUGCAUGCAAAGAAGAAUGAGCUUGAACCUUCAGACUAAUAACGAACAAGGUGUACAAGCCCAUGAUCUGACCCAAAUCCAGGGUAUUGGCUGAAACAAAUGCUGGAAUUCCUGCUAACCCAUGUUUCUGCAACUAAUCCAGGGUAACAUUUCAAUACCUUCCAAGGGGAACACCACAUUAUUAUAGAAGAGAUCUUUAAGAUGAAACCUUAUUCCUUGGCCAUUAAAGGACCCUAUGGCAUGGUUCAGAGGCAAGUAGAGGAGUAAUCCUGGUGACCAGCACCAGAGACUUGUCCACCAUUGACUUGAAGGCAUCAGCUGUAAAAAUAAUUGAGAUAAUCUUCGGAGUAUAAGAAGGUGCUUGCUGUGUUGCUCAAUAUGUCAGUUAACAACUUAGUUUAGCAUAGACACCCAUCUCACCAUCACCAUAUUCAGGAAGGAAUGUUAACUGUCCAGUCUCCUCAAAGCCUUGCCAAGGCAGAGUAUGUGAUACAAGAUCUGCCUGUCAUUAUACUGCACUCUGAUUCUCAGCUGUGGUGUUAAAGGCAGAAUGAAGCCACUCCAUCCAUUGUCUCUCUGCUGUCUAAAUUUUGUAAGGAGAUGAUCCUUAGCUUCAGUUGACCUGUGUGAUUGAUGCCCCUCGCCCUUUGAUUUUUCUACAGAACAUUCUUAUAUUCUCUCUGCAACCAUCACAUUCCUCCUGCAGAUGAAAUUAGGCUAUAGUCCCCCAGAGUUUUAUAGAAGUUCAACAUUAACUUUCUGUUUAAUUCUCCAGUGCUCUACUCUGCCUGAACUGCCAGCUUCAUAAAUGUGUGCACGAUUUGCUCAGAGCAAUCUGCUCCCACAGUCUUUAGAAUUUACCUGUUUUAUUGUCAUUCUUCCUGCCAAAAGGAUCAACUUGCAUUCUGCAAUAAAUCUCGUUUGCCUAUUUAUCCUCUUCAUCUGUCACUAACUUCCUUACUAUUUACCACACUACCAGAUUUUGUCAUCUAAAAGUUUUGUUUAUCUCUGAACGAGAGCGAUGGUCCUGCUUUGUUUCAUGAGAAAGUGAGUCUGUCUCUCUCCAGCCUGAAAAGCAGCUGUUGGUCAACAUGGAGACACAACUCACUGAGUUCCUCCAGCAGAUUUUUUUUUCCUUACCUUCCUAAUUCUCAGCCCAUAUCCUUAGCAUAGUUACACUCCCUUUUAUAGCAGCAUAACUAUUGGGUAUCACCAUGUUUUCAAACACUUUUUGGAAGUCUGUACGCUGAGUAAAUUGCUUUGCGUCAUCAGCUUCACUUGCCUCAUGAAAAAGUACCGUGGAGAUAGCUGAGGAGUGUUUACCUUUGAAGGGUCUGUCCUCAGCUUUCCUUAGUCCAUGUUUUAAAAAAAUGAUUUAAUCCUGUCCCUGAUUAUUUUUUCUAGUUAGUUGUUUGAAUUACUUGAUUUAAAUAAAUAACUUGAUUAAGAAACAUUUGAGUGA